AUGCCGGACCGCACUCCGUCCUCCUGGUACACCGCCAUCUCCGGCUGCGUCCGCUGUGGCCACGAAUCCACUGCGUUCGACCUGUUGCGUCGCAUGCGUGAACGUGCAGUUCCGCUCAGUGGCUUCGCUCUCGCCAGUCUCGUCACCGCGUGCGAGCGCCGGGACAAGGAGGAGGGCCGCACGUGUGGAGCCGCCAUACACGCGCUGACCCACAAAGCCGGACUCAUGGUGAACGUGUACAUCGGGACAGCGCUCCUUCACCUGUACGGCUCCCGGAAGCAUGUGUUGGACGCACAGAAGUUGUUCCAGGAGAUGCCUGAGCGGAAUGUCGUGUCGUGGACGGCACUGAUGGUGGCAUUGUCAUCAAAUGGGUACUUGGAAGAGGCAUUGAGAGCUUAUUGCCGGAUGAGAAUGGAAGGUGUUGCGUGCAAUGCAAAUGCGUUUGCGACGGUGGUCAGCCUGUGUGGGUCACUCGAGAGUGAGAUGGCUGGGCUUCAGGUAUUUUCCCAGGUCUUAGUUUCUGGCCUACAAAGGCAGGUCUCCGUUGUAAAUUCACUGAUUACAAUGCUUGGUAACAUUGGGAGGGUGCAAGAUGCCGAGAAGCUCUUUUAUCGAAUGGAGGAACGUGACACUAUAUCAUGGAACGCUAUGGUAUCAAUGUACUCACAUGAAGGACACUGCAGUAAAUGCUUUAUGGUAUUUUCGGAUAUGCGUCGUGGUGGAUUGUUAAGGCAUGACGCAACUACUAUGUGCAGCCUGAUAUGCGCCUGUGCGUCGCCAGCUUAUGUCAACAUUGGAAGUGGAAUUCAUUCCCUGUGUCUCAGGGGUGGUCUGCACUCUUAUAUUCCCGUGAUUAAUGCGCUUGUUAAUAUGUAUUCUGCUGCUGGGAAGUUGGUUGAUGCUGAGUUUCUGUUCUGGAGCAUGGGCAGAAGGGAUCUAAUAUCAUGGAACACUAUGAUUUCAUCAUAUGUCCAAAGCGGUAAUAACAUGGAUGCAUUGAAGACACUAGGUCAGUUACUUCAGACUAAUGAAGCUCCAGAUCGCAUGACAUUUUCCAGCGCUUUAGGAGCAUGUUCAAGUCCAGGAGCUUUGAUGGAUGGCAGAAUGGUUCAUGCCAUGAUAUUGCAGUUAAGUCUUGACCGCAAUCUACUGGUUGGUAAUUCUCUCCUCACGAUGUAUGGUAAAUGCAGUUCUAUCCAAGAUGUCGAGAGAGUAUUUCAGUUGAUGUCCACUCACGAUGUUGUCAGUUGCAAUGUACUUAUUGGGAGCUAUGCACCGCUUGAGGAUUGUACCAAGGUAAUGCAGGUAUUUACUUGGAUGAGAAGUGCGGGAUUAAAGCCAAAUUACAUAACAAUAGUGAAUAUCCAGGGUUCUUUCAAAUCUUCAAAUGAUUUACACAAUUAUGGAUUGCCCCUGCACGCAUACACAAUCCGUACUGGGUUCGUAGCUGAUGACUACGUUAGUAACUCUCUGAUCACAAUGUAUGCAAACUGUGGUGACUUAGAUUCAAGCACUAAAGUCUUCCGCACAAUCAUCAAGAAAAGUGUCGUUUCCUGGAAUGCUAUGAUCGCUGCGAAUGUUCAACAUGGCCAUGGAGAGGAAGGUUUAAAGCUUUUCAUGGAUAUGCGGCAUGCUGGAAAUACUCUUGAUCAUGUUUGUCUAGCUGAAUGUUUGUCAUCCAGUGCAAGCCUGGCAUCACUAGAAGAAGGCAUGCAACUACAUGGUCUUGGUGUGAAGUGUGGGCUGGAUAAUGACAGUCAUGUGGUUAAUGCUGCAAUGGAUAUGUACGGGAAAUGUGGAAAAAUGGAUGAGAUGUUGAAAAUGCUUCCUGAUCCUGCCGUUCGACCCCAACAAUGCUGGAAUACAUUGAUAUCAGGUUAUGCAAGAUAUGGAUAUUUCAAAGAAGCUGAGGACACAUUUAAGCAUAUGGUGUCGAUGGGGCGAAAGCCAGAUCACGUAACAUUUGUCACUCUUCUCUCAGCUUGUAGUCAUGCUGGUCUAGUGGGCAAGGGUAUUGAUUACUAUAACUCUAUGUCUUCUGUAUUUGGUGUUUCCCCUGGAAUAAAGCAUUGUGUUUGCAUUGUGGAUGUCCUUGGACGUUUAGGGCGAUUUACAGAAGCAGAGAAGUUCAUUGAAGACAUGCCAGUCUUACCAAAUGAUCUAAUUUGGCGUAGCCUGUUGUCCUCUAGUAGAACUCACAAAAAUCUGGAUAUUGGGAGGAAAGCCGCCAAGAAACUCCUUGAGUUGGAUCCUUUUGAUGACUCAGCUUAUGUUCUUUUGUCGAACUUAUAUGCGACAAGUGCAAGAUGGUCCGAUGUUGACAGACUAAGAAGUCACAUGAAAAGCAUCAAUUUAAAUAAAAGACCUGCUUGCAGUUGGCUUAAGCGGAAGAAAGAAGUAAGCACCUUUGGUAUAGGUGACCGGAGUCAUAAUGACACAGAAAAGAUCUACGCGAAGCUAGAUGAAAUCUUUCUGAAGCUCAGGGAGGUAGGUUAUGUUGCUGAUACCUCAUUGGCACUGCAUGAUACAGAUGAGGAACAAAAAGAGCAGAACCUUUGGAAUCACAGCGAGAAGCUUGCAUUGGCAUAUGGCCUUAUCACUGUUCCGGAAGGAUGUACAGUAAGGAUAUUCAAGAAUCUCAGGGUCUGUGCGGAUUGCCAUUUGGUAUUUAAGCUUGUCAGCAUGGUUUUUGACAGGGAAAUUGUCCUGAGAGAUCCUUAUAGGUUCCACCAUUUCAAAGGCGGAUCAUGCUCCUGUUCAGAUUUUUGGUGA
Molecule: messenger RNA, 2772 nt
Organism: Triticum turgidum subsp. durum (durum wheat)
Lineage: Eukaryota; Viridiplantae; Streptophyta; Magnoliopsida; Poales; Poaceae
Source: the annotation of a GenBank genome assembly